CGGAAAGAACAUAAAGGACGAGGGCUGCGUUGUGGAUCUGCUCACCAAGCUUCCGAAGAUGGUCAAGUUCAAGACUGGAGUGAGAAGUAAACCGGAUGACUGCCUAAAAAAUUGUUCAGGCCAUAUUUUUGAUGGUGCUAGUGCAAAUCUCCUUCCAUUCGCCUACAGUUUAACAGAGAAGAAGAACGUCACGAAACUUAAGAAAGGACAGCUCUCUGAAAGAAAUAAAAAGGAUUGCAAUAACCACAAUUUUUGUGGCGAUGAACAACUUUGCAUGCCAUGGACUUCUCUCGAGGUUGCUUGGAACAAAUGCUUUUUUGAGGAUGGCAAAUAUCCUAUAUUUGCUCACAUCCAUCCAAUUGGCGAGAAACUGGCGAAAUGGAAUAUAAAGGAUCUUAAUGGUUCUGAAGAAUUUGGGUUGACGAUAGAGGAAGGCGGCUUCUCCAUGGAUUUGAAAGGAAAAUCGAGCGGCGACUAUAAUCUAACCGAUAAAGAUCCUGAAAACCAUCCAUACUGCGUUCUAAAAGGAAAAGGCUUUAUCAAACCUGUGGCUUGGAAAAUCAAUGGGACGAAUCCGGCUCCAGGAUAUGAUUAUCUGCUUGUCUUCUACAUGCUUCCACAGAGCGCUUCUCGAAAUCACAGCAAAGGCGAAAUCGUCAAAGAUGAUCCUCCUGAUGGUCCAAAAUGUGAAGAACUCUACAUUGAAUUUGCUGUGCAGUAA
Meloidogyne enterolobii is the source of this 721-nucleotide messenger RNA. The record is from the annotation of a GenBank genome assembly. Lineage: Eukaryota; Metazoa; Nematoda; Chromadorea; Rhabditida; Meloidogynidae.